Thermothelomyces thermophilus ATCC 42464 is the source of this 2395-nucleotide messenger RNA. RefSeq lists its product as uncharacterized. Gene Ontology annotation, molecular function: ATP binding; protein kinase activity. Bases 141 to 2324 code for a protein of 727 amino acids. The transcript is spliced from 6 exons. Gene Ontology annotation, biological process: protein phosphorylation. Lineage: Eukaryota; Fungi; Ascomycota; Sordariomycetes; Sordariales; Chaetomiaceae. The record is from RefSeq and is a predicted model, not a curated record. Gene Ontology annotation, cellular component: nucleus.
GUCAGAUUCGCUGGGGCUAGUCGUUUAUCGAGCCAGCGACCACCUCCGCGUCCCGAGUCCUCUUUCCCCUUCCACAUUUUCCACCACCGCUUCUGGUCCCCACGACCACUUCCCCCCGCGGGUCAACCCAGAGAGCGAUAAUGUCGACGCCUACGACUGCAACGGCAACGCUGCCUCACUACAACCCGCACCAUUUCCGCUAUUCCCAUCACCAGCACCAACACCAGCACCAACACCAGCACCAGCACCAGCCCCAGCCCCAGCACCAGGCGUACCCGCAAUCAAAUUCGUCUGCGUACCGCCCACCGAAUCCAAUUCUUCCUCCUGCCAGCCGCCUGGCCUACCCAUCUCCGGGCUACUCAUCCGCUGCGAGCCACACGCCGGGAAAUGGCGUAGCCGCAGGGCCGCCCGACCACGCGAGACUCGCUCCGCACGAACCGGCUGAUGGUGAUUCCCGACUCGACCACCUCUACACGACCAUGCCAGCGGCUCCAGCGGCCCAGCCUCGGGCAGAGCAACAACCACCCCGCAAAAGAAGGCGAUCGAGAGAGCCCGACUGGAAGGCCUUUUACAAAAAUGGUUUACCCAAAGAGAUCAUCGUCAUCGAGGACACGCCCGAGCCAGAGCAACCGGAUGCGGUCGCAGCCGCUUCGCAGGCGCUGACAAACGGCCGACAACACGCCGCUUCCAAUGGCGCACCCGGCUCCUCGGCCAAGAAGCGGAAACGGGAUGAUGAGCCGACACCCUACGAUCCCGUGCACCAUAGUGCUGCCAUCGGCUCCCAUACCCCAAGCAAGUCCACUGUCGCGAGCGACCGAACAAACUCGGCCAUCCACACCACGGCAGCGACCUCGCUUGGCUCGCUUUCGUCGAAUGGCCAGAACGGCCAGUAUGAAUACGAUUCACCAGCGAGCCAGAGGCGAAAGAGAACGACCCGUCAGCAGAUCGCCAACGAGGCCAGGCGUCGCGAGGCCGCGGGAUGUGUUGAUGCCCUCGCACACUAUCGACCGCCUCCCUUCCCUCCCAAGAAGGCUCGCGACGUGCACAUCAAGGUUAUCCCGGAUCCUCCUAAUGCCAAGAACGUCCGCGUCGACGAUGACGACGGCCACUAUAUCGUGGUCCCGGAUAACGAUCUGACCGAUAGGUACAAAAUGGUCAAGCUGCUCGGGCAAGGCACGUUUGGCAAGGUCGUACAAGCCAAGGACAAGGUCACCAACAAGUUCGUCGCCAUCAAAAUCAUCCGGUCUGUACAGAAGUACCGCGAAGCCAGCAAAAUCGAACUCCGAGUGCUCGAAACGCUUCGAGCGAAUGAUGAGGAGAACCGGAACCGGUGCAUUCACUUCCGAGACUGUUUCGACUACCGCGGGCACAUCUGCAUUGUUAUGGAUCUGCUCGGCCAGAGUGUGUUCGACUUUUUGAAGAGCAACAAUUUCGUGCCCUUCCCGAAUAGUCAGAUCCAGAACUUUGCCCGCCAGCUGUUGACCAGCGUUGCCUUUCUCCAUGAUCUCAACCUGAUCCACACGGACCUGAAGCCGGAGAACAUCCUUCUCUGCAACAACGAGUACCAGACGUUUACGUACAACAGGAAGAUCCCGUCGGCCAGCACCAACAACAGCAACCGCCAGGCUACCCAAAGAAAGGUGCUGCUCGACACCGAGAUUAGGUUGAUCGACUUCGGCUCGGCAACUUUUCAGGACGAAUAUCACUCAUCAGUCGUGUCUACCCGCCAUUACCGGGCGCCCGAAAUCAUCCUGGGGCUGGGAUGGUCUUUCCCUUGCGACAUCUGGAGCAUCGGCUGCAUUCUAGUCGAGUUCUACACCGGCGACGCCCUGUUUCAGACGCACGAUAACCUCGAGCAUCUGGCGAUGAUGGAGGCCGUCGUCGACGCCCGGAUCGACCCAGCGCUCGUCCAGCAGGUCAACAGGAUGACGAGGAACGGCGGAAACCCCGCAGCCAAGUAUUUCAAGCGUCUCAAACUGGACUAUCCUCUGCCAGAGACGACGCGCGCAUCUAGAAGAUUCGUCAAGGCCAUGAAGCGGCUGCCGGAUAUUAUCCCCCCAACUACCAGGUUUCUGCAACUGUUCUUAGAUCUCCUCCAGAAGAUCUUUGUCUACGACCCCGCCCGGCGCAUCACCGCGAAACAAGCUCUGGCGCACCCCUGGUUCCGCGAAGUUGCGCAUCCCGACGACGGAACCGAAGCGGCGCGAAUCCGUGCCGAGAAAUUGAAACUGCGGGAGCAGCGGGAGCGAGAGCAGCGGGAGCGGGAGCUGUCCGGGACUACCCUGGGUCCGUCGGGCGUAGACGAGAGGUCGGUAAGGAGGUGAAAUCAGAUGCAACAAACGGCAAAUGAUCUCUGCGGAACAGCCCACCAUGCUUGCUGUAUCAGCGAAGCGGG